AUGGGAUUGGAUCCACCUGCUACCACGACAACUACGACAGCGGCGCCAGAGUUGCGAAUCCGGAGAUAUUUCCGCCAAGGUACACUUCGAAAUGCGGAAAGGACUCUCCCAAAGAUGGACCCAAUUAUCAACACUGAAAUGGUGCAAAGCAAAGUGGCGUCGAAUACAGACUGUUUCUCUCGUCUGCCUUUGGAACUUCGCUUAAUGGUCGCGUGCCUUCUACCCACGAGCGACAUGCUGCACUUGACACUUGCCUCACGAGCCAUGGCGCCCAUUUUUCGCAUUGAAAGCUUCUGGAAAUCUCGCUUUGAGCUCUCCAUGGAGCGAGGCUAUCUGCGUUUCCUCAGGCGUGAGAAUUUCACGAAGUGGAUGAUGGCAUACCACUGUUCCAAGAGACCUGCCCGAUCAAAUGAGCCUCGUCGUCGGAUGACUGACCAAUGGAUUCGCUACGAGUGGGCUCGUGACCAAUAUUUCAUAAGCCCAGAUCUGGCUCCUAGUACCACAAGUACAGAUCGUUCGACAUCGCUUGAUUGGAAGAUAGUGAAGGAUGUCAAUUAUCAGGCAACUGGCAUGAAUCAAAGAUGGAUAAUACAUUCAGCCAAGCCCAUCAGAUCGCGUGAAUCUAGGACCCAGACCAUCACGGUCGAUACUUCUGCAGAUAUGUUGGGCCUUGCAGUAUUCGUUUACUCUGAGGGCAUAUGGACGACGAUUACCGGGUUCGAGCUUAUCUACGGCCCCGGCAAACCAAACGUGAAAUUUGGCUACCAACUUCCGGAACGUCAGGUUACGAUUGACCUGAAGGGCAAGAGUUUGAGAGGGUUUGAAGUAAAAGCUGGCACGGGGUGCAUUCGUGCAAUUCGGCCGAUCAUUCUUCACACCCCUGAAGCGGCGUACCAAUGGAUUGGCAAUCCCCGUAGUCACAGGUGCUGGUCAUUUCGCCUUGUUGUCGGUGGACGGGUAGCAGCGCUCACUGGUGAAUUUUCUGUAAGUCAAAGAGCUGAUCAUUGUUGA
Molecule: messenger RNA, 1011 nt
Organism: Penicillium malachiteum
Lineage: Eukaryota; Fungi; Ascomycota; Eurotiomycetes; Eurotiales; Aspergillaceae
Exons: 1
Coding region: 1-1011 (336 amino acids)
Molecular function (GO): protein binding
Source: RefSeq, a predicted model, not a curated record